GUCGCGCUGGCUUUGCUGGCGAUGCAGUUCCAGAGGUUGUUUUUCCAUCGGUGGUUGGCAGGCCGAGGGUCAACCCGACCAUCAUGGUGGGCAUGAUGGUAACGGACCACUACGUGGGCAACGACGCCCUUAGACGACGCGGCAUCCUUCUGUGCAAGACUCCUCUUACUCGCGGGGUCGUCACCAAUUGGGACGAUCUCGAGAAAAUUUGGCAUCACACCUUCUACAAUGAGCUGAAUCUCCAGCCACAGGACCAUCCGGUUCUUGUCACAGAGGCCCCGUUGACGCCCAAGGCUGACCGUGAGAAAAUGCUGCUGAUAUUGUUCGAGACAUUUGAAGUUCCCUCGGCAUACCUCUGCAAUGCGCAAGUCUUGGCGCUGUAUGCGUCAGGAAGGACCCGCGGAAUGGUCGUGGAUUUCGGCGCCACACAGAUUGCCGCUGUUCCCAUCUACGAUGGUGUGUCGAUAGCUGACUGCGUCGCCUGCUUGGAGUUCGGCGGCGCCGAGUUGACGGGCUACUUGAUGCAGUUGUUGACCGACCGUGGCUAUUACUUCCAGUCCACUCAAGAUCGCAUCAUUGCCGACGACAUCAAGGAGAAGUUGGGAUAUGUGGCUUUGGACUUUGAUGCCGAGCUCGCGACGACAGAGCAGGAGGCUAGCUACGAGCUGCCGAGCGAAGCUGUCAUCACCGUCGGCAGCGAGCGCUUCAGGUGCUGCGAGCCCAUCUUCCUUCCUUCGCUUAUGGGCCUGGAGUGUCCAGGUAUUCAGGCGCAAAUCGCCGAAGCCGCGUCCAAGUGCGACGUCGAUGUCCGAGAGGAGCUUUUUGCCAGCGUGCUGCUGGCAGGUGGCAGCUCGCUUCUGCCUGGGCUGUCGGAGAGGCUGACCAAAGAACUGUCGGCCCUGACAAAAUACCCUGUUAACGUCAUUGCACCCCCAUCCCGCCAGUACAGCACAUGGGUGGGUGGAUCAACUCUGGCCUCAUUGCCGCUUUUUCGUUCUACCUGGAUUUCUCGCGAUGAGUACGAUGAGGAUGGACCUCAGCAAGUGCACCAGCGGUGCGUGUCGUAG
This is a messenger RNA of Symbiodinium sp. CCMP2456, 1067 nucleotides long. The record is from the annotation of a GenBank genome assembly. Lineage: Eukaryota; Dinophyceae; Suessiales; Symbiodiniaceae.